This is a messenger RNA of Phodopus roborovskii (desert hamster), 437 nucleotides long. Its product is annotated as histone H2A-Bbd type 2/3-like. Gene Ontology annotation, molecular function: DNA binding; protein heterodimerization activity; structural constituent of chromatin. The transcript has a single exon. Gene Ontology annotation, cellular component: nucleosome. Bases 72 to 437 code for a protein of 121 amino acids. NCBI's taxonomy places the organism in Eukaryota, Metazoa, Chordata, Mammalia, Rodentia, Cricetidae. The record is from RefSeq and is a predicted model, not a curated record.
GCCCAGAGCCCAGAGGGCCAGCGCCCAGCCAGCCUGUGGGGUCGCACCCCGCACUGCACUCCGAGGCCAGCAUGCCCAGGACCAGGCAGAGCAGCCGUCGAGGGCCGUCGUCCCGCCGCUCCCGCACCGACAGAGCCGAGCUGACCUUCUCUGUGAGCCUGGUGGAGCGCCUUCUUCGUGAGAGCGGCCAUGCCCGGCGGCUGAGCCAGACCGUGCCCAUCUUGCUGACCGCCAUCCUGGAGUUCCUGACGCGCAGGCUGCUGGAGCUGGCAAGCAAUGAGGCCCAACGGCGAGGCGCCCAGAGGCUCAUCACCCCGGAACUGCUGGACUUGACCAUCUACAACAACAGACUUCUCAGCGAGCUGUUCCAGUCCACCACCAUCUCCCAGGUGGCCCCAGAAGUUCGUCCUCGUCGUAGUCGUCGACGUCAACGCUAG